Diaporthe citri is the source of this 1530-nucleotide messenger RNA. RefSeq lists its product as uncharacterized. The coding region runs from base 1 to 1530 and encodes 509 amino acids. The transcript is spliced from 5 exons. Lineage: Eukaryota; Fungi; Ascomycota; Sordariomycetes; Diaporthales; Diaporthaceae. Gene Ontology annotation, biological process: transmembrane transport. Gene Ontology annotation, cellular component: membrane. The record is from RefSeq and is a predicted model, not a curated record. Gene Ontology annotation, molecular function: transmembrane transporter activity.
AUGUCUCCUGCCCCAGACAACGGACAGCCGCGGCAGGCCGACAGAACAGACGCUCAUGCAACGCUCUGGCGCCCCAUCACGCUCAUCUGGGCCAUGCUGUUCUUCCAGGCCUUCGGGGUGAUGGUCUCGAUCGCGCCACAGACGCGCCUCUUCGAAGAUGUCGCCUGCCGGCGCUAUUUCGGCGGCGGUGACCUGGAUGAAGAGUCCUGCAAGGACCCUGCCGUCCAGGACAUGGUCAACGAGCUGUUUGGGUGGCAGCUGUUCUUCGAUGGCAUACCGGGCCUCGUCAUGGCCCUGUACUACGGCGCGAUGGCGGACGAGAAGGGGCGGAAGCCCGUUCUGACGUUGUCGCUGGUGGGCCAGGGGCUUGGUGCUGCGUGGAUCCUUUUGAUAUGCUGGAUGCAGAUUGAUCCGCGAUGGACCUGGCUCUCCUCGGCCUUCUACUUCAUCGGAGGCGGCGGCACAGUUUUCAAUGCGGCAGCCAUGAUGAUCCUUACAGAUGCGUCACUCGAGUCUUUCCGUUCCAAGGCAUUCUUCUACGCCCAAGGUGUGACGAUCGUCGGAGAAAUGCUCGCCCCGCCACUGGGUGCCUAUUUGAUGCGCACGAGUCUCUGGGUUCCCAUCAUCAUCGGAUUCGUAUGCCUGCUCCUCGCUGUGGCUCUCACUGUGGUGAUGCCAGAGACUCGGUUCACGGCGCUUGCCAGAUACGCUCCAGAUGAUGAACAAGUGCAUCACGUCCCUGGGCCAUCAGAAUCUGAAGAGAUUUCAGAGUCUCAGGGCAGCGAAGGCGAGACUGAUAUCAAGAGCCGUUUCGAGGCGGCUGUCGGGCACACCAUUUCGACAGUAGGCUUUGUCCUCACCCAUCGAAACUUGGUGCUCCUUAUGGCUUGCUUCUUCUCGACCGACUUUGCACAACAGUCGCUUGCGAUCUUGUUACGUUAUGUCUCAGCGCGGUAUUCUAUUCCGCUCGCUAAGGCCAGCUACCUGUUCUCCUUCCAGGCGUUCGGACAGAUGCUGGCAUAUGGCACCGUUCUUCCCCUCCUUGACACCACACUGAUCAGCCGGUUCGGACUCCUACCUCGCAUCAAGGAUCUUUACCUGUCCCGACUAAGUGUCAUGCUCCUGGCUAUAUCUUUCGCUAUUUUGGCCGUCGCGCCAAGGUUCGACUUUGUCUUCAUCGGUAUUGCAGUUUACACAUUCGGAACAGGUUUCCAAUCGUUCGCGCGGUCCCUCGUCAGCUCCCUUGUCGACGCGGACAUGAUAGGUACAGUAUUCACCGCGCUGGCAAUCAUGGACACCAUGGCGGUCCUAUUGGGUGGCCCUGUGAAUGCGGCCGUUCUCAAGUGGAGUAUGAGACUGGAGGGUGUUGGGAAAGGAUUGCCCUAUCUGUUGGCACUUGUCCUCUCUGGUCUCACAGCAAUUGUGCUGGCUCAAGUGCGCAUUCAAACCCCAACGUCCGAGGACGGACUGGUGGAUGAAGCACAGAGAUUGUUAUCAAAUGAUGAGGACGAUAACGACAGAGGACCUUAG